GUGCGGAUCCGCGAGCGCUUGACAGACGGUCGGCACCGCGAUACCCGGAACUGGAGAUUGACAGACAGGCUGGACGGGAGCUCCCGGGACCUCGAGCUGGUCAGGGGCAGUUUUCAGGUACAUUGCAAGAAGAUGCCAGGGUUAAGUGGGAAAGUUCAGACUGUGCUGGGUCUGAUCGAUCCUAGCCAGUUGGGUCGCACCCUGACUCACGAGCAUUUGGCCUUGUCUUUUGCGGUUUGCUACUUUCCACCACUCCCUGGUCAAGAAGAGUACUCGGAAAUGCCGAUAUCCAUGAAUAACUUGUAUUGGCUCAAACAGAACCCGUACAGUCACAAAAGUAAUCUCAUAUUGAACGAGGAACCUGAAGUGGUGAAAGAGGAGCUGUUGCAUUUUAAGAAGAUGGGUGGUGGAACCAUUGUGGAAAACACAACGACGGGGAUUUGCAGAGAUGUGAAAACUCUCCGGCGCCUUUCUCAGGAAACUGGUGUCCAUGUCAUUUCGGGGGCAGGAUUCUACGUGGGUGAAACUCACUCGCCUGAAACACGGAGCAUGACCGUGGAAAAAUUAACAGAUAUUCUAGUGAAUGAAAUUCUACAUGGAGCAGAUGAAACUGAUAUCAAAUGUGGAGUGAUUGGAGAAAUCGGCUGUUCUUGGCCAAUUACUGAGGGUGAAAAGAAAGUUCUCCAAGCCACUGCUGAGGCACAGACGCAGCUUGGCUGUCCUGUUAUCAUUCACCCUGGCAGAAAUGUUGAAUCACCUUUCCAGAUUAUUCGGAUACUUCAGGAGGCUGGGGCUGACAUCUCCAAAACAGUCAUGUCCCAUCUAGACCGGACCAUAUUUGACCCGGAUAAACUACUAGAGUUUGCGAGACUGGGAAGUUACUUGGAAUAUGAUCUAUUCGGCAUUGAAUUCUUGAACUAUGCGUUUAAUCCCGCGGUGGAUAUGCCCUGUGACAAUGAAAGGAUCCAUCGAAUCCGUUUUCUGGUUGAAGAGGGUUAUGCAGAUAAACUGCUGAUAUCCCACGAUAUUCACACUAAGAACCGAUUGACCAAGUAUGGAGGACAUGGCUAUUCCCACAUUCUGACCAACAUCGUUCCGAAAAUGAGUCAGAGAGGUCUGUCGCAAAGUGUUAUAGACAAGAUUUUAGUAGAAAAUCCAAAACGGUGGUUAACGUUCAAAUAAUUAGGCAUCAGAUUCUCCCAAAAUAAUCUACAAAAUCUGAAGAACUAAGUUUCCAAGUAAACCGAUUUAUAGUUGAUUUCAGCGCAAUGCUUUAGUUAUAAAUUCGUAAUUUCUAGUACAUUUAAAAGAUGAAGUAUUCUUUAAUCGAUGAAGGAUGAAAAAUGAACUGGCAAUUAUUUGAAGGGCGCUUGUUUGCUGUGAUGUCUUACUGUUUACUUGUGCGACAAUAAAGAAACGUUUAACAAAC
Molecule: messenger RNA, 1429 nt
Organism: Mobula hypostoma (lesser devil ray)
Lineage: Eukaryota; Metazoa; Chordata; Chondrichthyes; Myliobatiformes; Myliobatidae
Gene: pter
Product: phosphotriesterase related
Exons: 5
Coding region: 133-1182 (349 amino acids)
Biological process (GO): catabolic process
Molecular function (GO): zinc ion binding; hydrolase activity, acting on ester bonds
Source: RefSeq, a predicted model, not a curated record